AUGUGGGAAAUCUAUCACUGCAGGAAAUUCACAAGUCCGUUUAUCGAUGAAACAGGACUCCUCAGGGUGGGCGGUCGAAUUCGUAACUCGUUGACCGCAUUCGACACAAAACAUCCGAUUAUACUACCAGCCGAGAGCACUUUUACAAAAUUAUUAUUCAAGCGAGAGCAUCGUAGGCUAUUACAUGCAGGACCGCAAACAUUGUUAUAUGCAAUUCGCGAAAAAUAUUGGCCUCUCCGAGGAAAGAAUCUAGCGAGGAAAGUUGUACAUGAGUGUAUGACUUGCUUCAGAAAUAAUCCGAAACCACUAUCACAGGUAAUGGGACAAUUACCAGCAGAUCGGGCGAUACACCUUGAGGCAGUGAGCGAUCUUAGUUCGAAUGCGUUUAUAGCGGCACUUAGAAGAUUUGCGGGACGACGAGGUUGUCCACAGCGGAUAUAUUGUGAUAACGCGACUAAUUUUGUAGGAGCGCGAAAUGAGUUAAACGAGAACCUUUCAGUUCUCGUCAGAGAACACCUCCGGAGCGAGCAAGAAGGACAAUACACCGCGCACGAACUGAUAUACGGACACCAAGCGACUCUACCUACGGCCCUGACUCAACCGCCGCGACCGACGUACUCAUACGACGACUACGCGCAAGAAUUACGCGAGAGAAUGCGAGCAACGCAACAGGCGGCGAAGGAACAAGUAAUAAUCGAGAAAGAAAAAGAAAAAGCUCAAUACGACAAACGAACUAAAAACGUAGAGUUUAACGUAGACAACGACAUUACCAACAAUUCAUUACCAGGGAGACUGAAACAAUAA
Molecule: messenger RNA, 804 nt
Organism: Vollenhovia emeryi
Lineage: Eukaryota; Metazoa; Arthropoda; Insecta; Hymenoptera; Formicidae
Exons: 4
Coding region: 1-804 (267 amino acids)
Molecular function (GO): nucleic acid binding
Source: RefSeq, a predicted model, not a curated record